Apaloderma vittatum (bar-tailed trogon) is the source of this 2757-nucleotide messenger RNA. RefSeq names its product HAUS augmin-like complex, subunit 6 (gene HAUS6). Lineage: Eukaryota; Metazoa; Chordata; Aves; Trogoniformes; Trogonidae. Gene Ontology annotation, biological process: spindle assembly. The record is from RefSeq and is a predicted model, not a curated record. Gene Ontology annotation, cellular component: HAUS complex; mitotic spindle microtubule. Gene Ontology annotation, molecular function: microtubule binding.
AUGUUUCAUACUCCAAACAGGAGUGCAUUUCAUAUCACUGCCCUCUUCCUGUUUUCUAAACUGGAUUGUGUACGUGCCAAAGAAACUUUCAGAGGCUUUCUCUUUCCAUUAGGAAAGAACGAAGAGCCUCAAUUUAGGAAGCAGUGCUGUAUAUGGCUAAAAGAGAUUGCAAAUGCAAAAGAAGGCUAUCUUCCAAUGGUUACACCUUCUUCACUUCUGUGUCCCGGUGGUCCUAAAUUUACUGAGCUUUUUUACCAGUUUGCAAGACAUGUAAUGAUUGAGGACCUGAAAAGGAUUUCUGUAGGCACUGAUAUACCUUUUGCUGAAGCUGAAUUUUUGGAACCUAUUGAUGAGUACUUGACAAAUGCAAGAUGUAGAAUUGCAUACAAUAAACUUCUGCAGAGUUUUCAAAAGGAAGAUUUUGUUAUUCAAGAAUAUGAGAAAAAAGCACAGCUUUUAAUUAAAGAAAUAAAACAGAUGAAGUCUGAAUAUAUGUUUCUGCAGGUACAGUCUUGCCAGAAGAAACAAAAUGACCCAUACAAAAAUGACAAAAUAGACAAAAAUGAGAAAAUUCAGAAGGUCCGCAGUAUGUGGACGCUUGUAAUGGAAACACUUACGUCUCUGAAAAAGGAAAAGGAAGUUGUGGAUUCUGUACUUAAUGUACUUAAUGGUUCUGUUGAUCAGUGCGUUUUAGAUGGAAAUAAUGUUGUAUUACGUGUUCCACGGCUGUUGACACACAGAGUUGAAAGUGACAUACAUCAACUUUGUACAGGAAAUCUAUAUGAAGCUGGAAAACUGAAUUUCUUAACAGUCAUUCACUUAUUAAAUGAAGCCUUGAGGACACUGAGAGAUGAAUAUCAUCAGUCUGAAUUUAAACCACAGCUUAAGGACACUGAGACUAUGGUUACAGUCUGCAAUGCAUUAUUACAGAAGUUGAAAGCAAAGAGCCUAGCAAUAGAGGAACAGCAGCAAGUGUCAAGGAGUCAAUCUUCCAGAAGAGAAGAGGACUGGCAAGUGAAGUGGAGAAACUUCCUUGGCCUGUGUCCUUUUAGUGCACUGUUUUGUGAGGAUCCAGAACUUGAUUUAAGACCUUUGCCAGCCUGUUCUUUGAAUGUCACAGAAGAAGAUCAUGAGUAUAGUGUCUUUUCUCAACAUCUAGUAUCAGCUUCAGAUAUUUAUGACUCUGUUCAUGAAGUGUGCGAUGAGAAAGAUGACAGAGCAUUGGAAAAUGUGAUGGAUAAAUCAAUGUCACCACCAAGAUGCCUCACCUUUCCCCUCGCCUCGCAUUGCUCCCCAAGGAUUUCUUCAGUGCCUUUGGAAUUGCCAGAAGCAUCUGAAAACAGAGAUGUGUUCAUUGAAAAGAACUUGCAUACUGAAACCUGCAAAGGGAAAGAAAAUCUUUCACCUCCAAAGAUCUUAAAUGGAAAGGCUGAGUCUGCCAUUUCAGAAAUGCAGACAAAUGCAAGUGAAGAUGGUGUCCAGGUGGAGUCUCCUGUCAGAAAAGAAGACCCUCUUGAAAAAGCCAGAGAUGAACUGGCAGGAGAGAUUGCAAGAACAGUGAUGUCUGAAUCACCUCAGAGUGCUGAAGGAAAAGGAUUGUCAUUAGAAGAUCUGAUUAAGUUACUUUCCUUUGACCCAUUUUUGACACGGAAACAAAUUCCCCGAACUCCAGAAAAUCUGCUUACUGAAAUCAGAAGCUCAUGGAGAAAAGCCAUUCAAACUGGUGGCUCGUCAGACACAGAGCUGGACGCACCUGAGGUAUCACAGCUAGAAGUAUCCCAACUAGAAGAAUCUUCGGCGAAUGCUACACUUGCAAUGCAGAGGGUGUCAGAUUUGAAUUUCACGUGCUCUAUCCCUGCAUCUCCUGUACCUGACUUUGAUCCUCCCUUGUCAGAAAGGAAGUCCCAGUUAAGUUCUACGAAAUUUAGACCUGAAGAGCAGAUGAUGAUAAGUAAUGCCACUGACUCUGCGAUUUUGGAAACAUCUGAAGUGCGAGAGAGUGAGAGCACUGAAGCACAGGAAUUAGAAAGUGGUUUUUUGAAUGAAAGUUCUGUAGAAGAUCCGGAAGAACAGACUUUUCAAUAUGCAAAGAGCCUGAAUGCUACAGAUAUUUGUUCAGAAAACAAUAGUGAAACAAUUGGUCUGCCCUCAUACUUAUCUCAGUGUUCCUCAGUAAAUGGGUUGCUGCACUGGAAUGUCCCUCCGUUGUUAAGUUCUCUCAGCCAUGAAGCAGGCAGCUUGGGGAUAUUGGAUGAGACACUUCCAGAAAUAUUUGAUAACAUAGGUCCUAAUAUAUCUACAAAUUCAGAGACUGAUUUUGGUGAACUGGAGGACACAUAUGUACCAGAGGGUUCAAAAAAUGAGGGAGAUAUUCAAAAAUCACAGCUAGAUCUCCAGUCCCUGUUAACCACAGAUGAAGAGCUGAAAGAGUCUGUAUCUGGAAGUGAAGAGGAGCUGCACCAAACACAUAGUAAAAGUGUAUCUAUAAGUUGUAGGUCAGACCCAAGUCUUCAGCAAAGAGAUGAGUUGUGUAGUCCUGUAGAAAUCUUCUCCCUGGAUGCAGAAUUUACCAAGACACCAUCACCAACAUCUCAUAAUGAAAAAAAAUAUUCCCUUUCAUCUUUGCUGGUAAACUGUCAACGUCUGGAGGAAAUGACAUCAGUGAUAGAAGACAUCCCAUUAGACUUAAUGUGUAGAUUGAAGGAUAAAGAGCAGCUGAAUGAGGAGCCAGGCAUGAAGGAACCUUCAUCAGGAUAG